AAACCCUCAUUUCAUCUCGCAGUGGUACUAGAUAAUGGCGGUGUGUGUAGUUGCUGUUCACCGGGCAGGAGCAAGAUGCAGAGGAGAUUCCAAUCAGCGAAGGAUAAAAGGGAGAAGAGGAGUGAAGAAUGAACAGCACAGAGGCCCCAUGCAUACUAAUGAGGAGGCGCUAGUGCAGGUGGAUCUCUGGGACAGGUGUGCCGGACGUGAAGAAGGUCAUUCCUCGGAGCUUCUCAUCAUUCCACCUGGACCUGAUGACUCGCGCACGGUUAUGGCUUCGGACCCCCUGCGAAUGAUAGGCAUCUUAGUCUCUGAUAUGCAGCCACACACGUCACCAAUAGGUACUGAGGUCACCAAACACAAUCAAAAUAAAGUACAAAACAACAGUGACAGGAAGGGAAGGUGGAAGCCCCGGGGCAGCUCCUCCUUCUCCUCUUCCUCUUCCUCCUCCUCGUCGCCCUCCUCCCCUUAGUGUUGAUUGUGGUGGUGGUGAUGGUGGUGGUGUCGACUCCCUCUCCGUCAGGAAAUCUAUAUUACUGAAGAAGGAAAUAGUUUGUGGAUAAGGUGGAUUUUAAAAGAGGAAUUCAUUUAGAAGUGAAGGAAACAGUGACUUGAAUUGUUGGAAAAAGAAAAUGUUUUAGAAGAUUUUGAGUUCGAGAAAGAGAGAAAUGUGAUUCGAUUUGUGAAGAAAGUAGAUUAUAAAUGAAAAAAAAUGUGUUGAAUAUAAAAAAUAAAGGACAAAUUGGAAUAAAACUGGAAGAUAAAGGAAGAUUUGGUUUGAAAGAUAAGAAAAAAAGAAAACUCAAUUUUGGGGAAAAGAAAAAUAUCAAGAAGAAUUUCAAUCAGAAGUGAAGAAAGAAUGGAUAUGUGAAUAAGUUGAUAAAAGGAAAAACUUGAUUAGAAAUAGAAAAAAUCAAGUCACUGAAGUAAUAACAAUUUUCCUAAACGAGUGAAAAAUCUUAAUUAGUCCAUUUUUUUUCGAACCCAGUGACGUGUUAGCUUUUGAUUGGCUAAUUCUCCAAAAGCCUGUGACGUGAAGCUUCCUGAUUGGUGGACGCGUGAAGACUGAGGACGUGGCGUGCGAUGAUUGGCUGGUGAUGAGGGAGGCUGAGGGUUAUGAUUGGGCACCACCAUGAGUCUGACACCGCUGGACGAGGACUCUUCAGAGGUGCAGGAGCCGGAGCGUCAGGGGGUGUGCGAUACGCUGAGGCACAGUGCCAAUUGGAAGUGCUUCAUCUUGACCCUGCUCAUCCUUGCCUGCCUCGCUGCCAUCGCCUGGUGCAGACUUACUCAGGUAACAAAGGUAUUCCUGGACUUCGACACCUUUCCCAUCACCAUGACCCGUAAGCUGAGUGCCUGCGAGGACGGCUACCUGUACAUACCUGUCGCUUUUCUGGCCAUGCUUUACCUGGUGUAUCUUCUCGAGUGCUUCCACUGUCCCACCAGGAUGCAGCUGACCCACACCACCCCAGCGUCGCAUGUCGAGGCAAUGAUAGAGGCGAUGAGAGCAGCCCAGCCUGUCAUUUGGUGGAAGGCAAUGUGCUAUCACUAUGUCAGGCGAUGCAGACACGUCACUCGGUACAGGAACGGGGACGCUUACACAAGCACACAGGUGUUUUACGAGCGCGUCAACUCUCAUUCCGUGGGUACCUGCUUCCUCUUCUCAAACUGUGGUGCUAAGGACAUCUCCAAGAAACUCGUGAACCUCUCCAAGUACGCCUGCACCAAGAUAAGAAUCUCAAAAGGAUUUGCAUUUGCCAAUUUGGAAGCAGCGAAUGAGUUUGAGGAGCAGAGGGCACGUUUCUUCCAGGAGAGUGAGAGGAGAGACGACUACAUGGAGAUGAGAGAGGGACUGGAUCUUACUAACGUGGUGUUCCGUGAGUUUGUGAUCGCAAGACGUGACAACAGGCGGCCCCCGUGGUAUGUAAGGCACGUCGUCUUUUGGGUCGCCUCCCUGCUGCUCCUCUCGUGGCCUCUGCGUUUCCUUAUCGAGUAUAACACUACCUAUGUCCACUACCAGGUGACCAAGCUGUUCGGCGUAAACUACACCACGCCCGUCAGCGGAGGCCGCGCCUCGAGGGGCUCCGCCACCACCGACAGCCACGAUCUGGAGGUGACCAUCGCCAACAAUUGCACGCUGGUGCCGUCGUACAGCGAGGCGCUGCUCAUGGAGGUGUCGGCGCCAGUGGACGCCAACGGUAACAUCCCCGGCAGCCUGCCCGCGGCGGCCUCUUCUGCCAGUGUGGGCUCCGAGCUGGCGGUGAGCCUGUCCCUCGGCGCCGCGGCCUCCAGGACCUCCCUGCACAACGGCUACGUCCUCUACCACGCCUCACCCCUCGUGCCCUGCGUGCCGGCUGACCCCUUCGAGGGCUGCGGCUGCACCCUGCCGGCUGAGGCACCUCCUGACUAUGAUGAUGCCCUACGAGUGUCGGCGCCUCUCCUGGGCUCCAUGUCCCCCUCCCCCCUGAGACGAUCUCACACUGAGAGGGACAUUCCAUCUACGCCCCGCCUCGCCCUGCCCCGCCGAUCCUGUCACUACGACCUUGAAACCCAGCUAUGACCGCCCCCUGAGCCUCCUCACCCUUUCAACUCCAGCACAACCCCGCCCACCCCUGACCCGCCCCCCCGUCCCACCUCCCUUCUCCCACUAACCGCUGCCUCCCUUCCUUCACCGCCCUCAUCACCAGACUCUCCCACGCACCACGGCGACCCCCUCCUCCACCCAAUCAGCCCGCUGCUCACGCCCCAGAAGGCUCGUUGGUGCGGCAAGUGUUCCUGAGCUGCUCCGCGCCGAGCCGGCCCGCUGCUCACCGUCAGAUCGUCAACAUUUACCCUCGAUGUCGUCCCUGGCUUGCUGCCGCUGAGAUAUGCGGGGCAGAGCUGGUGCUGCUGCGCUGCUUGAGUCGCCCGCGGCUCGGAACACGCUUCAUGUCUGGUGCUUCAUUGCUAUAGCGCGCCUCGGCCUCCUUACUUUUGGGUACUGCAGGAAGAAAGUACUGGUGGCUCCCGCUGCCAUAACAAGCUGCAGGGACACAAGUCGGGUGACUUUUUAUAAUCAAGGGAGUGGCACCUGGUCAGUUUUGUUCCUGUGUGACCCCCAAGUGACUGCCACAGACUGGCCCAGAGGCAGGUUACCCCUUUUCGCGUGUACAAAACGCGGUAAAGAAAGCCCAGGUGUCCCAGCGUCGCGUAAUUGCCUUGGAACACCGCUGACCCGCCGCUGAGCGCUCCUGGCGCGGCGGGACGGCGGAACUCCCCCUCCCCGUUUUGUGGGAGACUCCGCUUUGCUUUGUUGUUGUGAUCUUUGUUGUUUGCAGGACAGCUGUACAAGGGCGGCGAGAAGACAUGCCGCUAGUUUUUGAUACUGUACUAGAAAUUUGUCUUGGAAGAGAAACCAAGACAAAGAAUGGUAAGUGGGUCUCUUGGUGGAGAGUCUGGGAGAGUCACUCCCACCACAGGUGUUCAAGACUCACCAGAGGAUGUAGAGGGGCAGGUGGAUGGCGGACACAACCACCUUCCCCUCGCCACACAACACACAAGCAACACAAACACUCGCCAAGCACAACAAUGAAUCCUGCAACACUUCACGCCGACAGCAAUUUGCUCUAAAAACUUUCCGUAAACCUCCACUUGAACCUGAAAGCGAAGGAAUUCAUGCGAGAAACACAUUAGCCUCUUUCUUUUCUCCAGUAGGCUGCCGUGUUUUUUCGAUGCGCGGUUACACACACACACACACACACACACACACACACACACACACACACACACACACACCACAACGUCACA
Molecule: messenger RNA, 3786 nt
Organism: Portunus trituberculatus (swimming crab)
Lineage: Eukaryota; Metazoa; Arthropoda; Malacostraca; Decapoda; Portunidae
Product: transmembrane protein 151B-like
Exons: 11
Coding region: 1133-2560 (475 amino acids)
Source: RefSeq, a predicted model, not a curated record